Messenger RNA from Carassius auratus (goldfish), 2396 nucleotides. RefSeq names its product interferon gamma receptor 2 (gene ifngr2). Bases 237 to 1181 code for a protein of 314 amino acids. Lineage: Eukaryota; Metazoa; Chordata; Actinopteri; Cypriniformes; Cyprinidae. Gene Ontology annotation, molecular function: protein binding; cytokine receptor activity. Gene Ontology annotation, biological process: cytokine-mediated signaling pathway. Gene Ontology annotation, cellular component: plasma membrane. The transcript has 8 exons. The record is from RefSeq and is a predicted model, not a curated record.
AUUUUUUGUUUGUUUGGAGUCCACAGUAGCAGCUCUCGCGAUAUUAUGCUACUGCCAACACUUCCUUUACAGACAAAGACGAGGUGGUGGAAGAGGAUCGGCGACUGACUAAUACAUCUCUUACAAAUGAGAUUUCUGCGUAAAAAGUAAGGAACUGGCGUGUUUCCUCAAGAAAGCCAGCUAACGUUAGAUGGCAGAUUUUAAAGAGAAAGAUAUGGAUUAAAAAAAACGACGAAAUGAUCCGACAGAUUUGCGUAGGGCUGGUUUUGACGCUAUUAAUCAACAUAGAGACACUCUGCUUAAACCCGCCCCAGGAUGUCAGGAUAGUCCGAUCAAAUCUUCAGUGGAAGAGGCCUGCAGACGAUGAUGACAGUGUCCUGUAUUCACUGCAGUAUAAACCUGGCCACAACACAGGUGAUGAAUGGUACAGUGUGACGAGCCAUAACGGGACACAGUUAAGAUUUCAAAUCACUCCUGAGUUUUAUGGAGCAGUAUUUCGAGUGCGCGCAGAGCAAGGAAUCAACGUGUCAGAAUGGCAGUAUUCUGAUUCAGUCAAUUGUGCAAAUGCUAACUUCUGUGUUCCUCUGUUGAAACUGUCUGUGAAACCUGAAAUGGUUUUGGUGACUAUGGCGCAUAUGGACGAGAGCUUAGAAAAAGAAGAUGGAGAGCAUGUCGAAUUUAAUUUAUCAUAUUGGAAAGUGAAUAACGGAGGAUACUUAAAGCCAGAGUCUGUUAUUACAAAAAGCAAGAAUGAACCCAUUUUUCAACUGGAAUCAGGGCAAAAGUACUGUUUCCAGGUUCAGUAUUUGCUCUACGAAAAACCCUAUGGGAACGUAAGCAACCAAAUUUGUGCAAUCAUCCCGGAAACACCUGAAACAAUAAAAAGCCGGCAUUUACUCUUUAGUAUAUUUGCUUCAUUUCUGGUCACGGCCAUGUGUGGAGUCUGCAUUUUUCUGCUUUUUAAACACCACAAAAAGGCCAAACAGUUGUUACAGCCACUUCGCCUGGAAAUUCCUCACCACUAUCAGGAGUUUUUUAGGUCUGGGGAGUUUCCUCUUCAAGCUUGUCCAAGUGGCAGCAGUCAAAGUUUGCGGUCAUAUGACAUGAUCACAGUAAUAGAGUGCAGCAAUUUGAAGCAGAAAGGCCAAGAAGAGGAACAAGAAACAACCAUUUCAACUUAACGGUUGUGCACAUUCUUUUGCAUAUUCUUAGUUUAUUUUAAAUUUUUUGGCAAGUAAUAUACUUUGCACUUUACUAAAAACAAUCAGAUCUCUCCUGUGUAAAUCUAGAUUUUUGUCGAAUUCUGGCAUUCUUAUAUGAGCAAUAGGGUUUGUGUAUAUAAAGUAAAUUAUAACUUGGAGUAGUUUUUUUGUCUUCAUUUAUUUCAGCUAUUUGUGUUCGAUUAGAUGGCAGUGUUCGACAUUUCUAGAUCUAUUAACACUAAAUAUGAAAAUCCUUGUUUGUUGCACCAGUUUUAGGACCAUGUAAUCACUAUCUACAUCUAAUCUGGAUAAGUAUCUAGGAUGGGGAAAGCAAGGGUUGAGCUCAAGUAGAUAAUGAAAUUCCUUCCCAAAAACCAUUUAAAUAUGGUUAAAUAUCCGGAAAUAGCAAAUGACUGUUAAUAAUUUAAUUUGCUUGUCUUUGUUUGGCAUUAUAUUGGCCACUCCAUUCUAUCUUCUGCUAUUCCUUCUGUUAGAACACAAGUGCUCAGUUUUUAGUAUUAAGUAUUGAAUUGCCUUAAUAUUAUUUAAAAUUCCUUCUUAAUAGCAGUAUUGGUCUUGUCUUCCCCAUUUCUUAUAUAUUUCUGAAUGUCCUUUUUUGUGAAACUUAUUUGGUUGCCAUCAUUUCAAAAAUGUAACAUAGCAUAGCAUUUAAUGUAACACAUACAGUUAUCUAUGCUGAUGAAUUCUUUAUGGAGGAAAGGAGGAUCUUUGAAGAGUGACAUCUUAAAAAGUAUGCUGUGUCGGAGCUUGUUUUAAUUACAUGUUCAUUUGUGUUGCUUUUGAUAAAAUGUUCAGUCUAUUUGUAACUUUGUUGUAGAAAAACUAUGAAAGCCUUAAUUUUGUCAUAGUGGCCAUUUGACAAUCAAUACCAAGUUAGUUGUUGUGGUCAAUAUUUUCUACACUGUAAAAUAAUAGUGGGGUUGAAUGUAUGUGGUUUGUUAAAUUACUUUCAUAUAAUGUAAUUAGGAAAAUAAUUUGUAGAUUUAAAACUACUGCUAAUUGAGAAAAAUCACUCGCUGUGCUUUCAGACAUUUGUCUUUGCUCAACUGUGAAAUCCCUGAAGAAUGAAAACGUUUGCUUUUCUUGGUUUCUUGCUCAAGACAUUUUGUGAAAGUUUCAUAAUGGAGAAAAAAAGGUGAUAGAAAUAAAAAAAAUAAAUAAAAAGAAACAAAA